UUUAAAACAAGAGCAAGGGCCGAUUUUAGUACAAAAUAUUUUUGACCGUGUGGCACAUAAUGAACGUUAAACGUGCCCGGCUGAUUCUAAAGUUGUGAAACGAAGUUACACGCGAUGUUCAUAUAAGUAAAAUUAAAUUUAGAAUUAAAAAGGCAUAUUACAUCACAUUCGCAAUACUUGCAGAAUAAGACUUCUGUGCGGGCGCACGCAUCCGGAUUAAAUUCGCGAGUGCCACGCGGGCGAUAAACGCCCAUGCGUUCGCCGCGUUCCGCAUUAAGACAGGCACAAGCGGCGCGCUCGCAAGUUAUUACGGUGUAAUUACAGUUUAAUUAACAUAUUGGUCCGUCACCCACACACUCGGCCUGAUUACGCCGACCUCGCGGUCGAUCCGUCGUCCUUUGGACGAAGGAAGAGCGAAAGAGCGUACGUCGCGACGCGUGCGCUCGUUUCUGAAAUAAUAAUUAAUUAUCCGAUGCCACCUCUCGGGCAUGCCGUUCGCGUCUGUUUAAUGCCUCACGGGCAUGAAUCUUAAUUAAGACGCGUCCAGAUCAGCCACGGUAGACUUUAGGGCCGCCUCCUCCUCCUUUUACGAACGGGACUAACGAGACGGUUUCGUUGCGCAAGCUCUCUCUCUCUCUCCCUCUCUCUCCCUCUCCUGUUGCCGGUCGUUUUCACGAAAGUCCGUUGAAGACGCGUAAUUAAGUCGCUCCGUUGAAUUCUUAGAGCGCGCGCGCACGGAAGAUCGCGCGGAUAGCGAAGAAAGUUUUUAAAGAGCUAAGAAUAAAAGUCGAAUGACGCCGAUAGGUGCCAUUUCGAUGUCCAAUUAGUGUGAUCUUCCGUGUCGAUUGUCAGGAUAAAUUCUCACCGUUAUUUUAUUGCGCGUUGCUCUCUCUCUCUCUCUCUCUCGAUUGAAUUAUCAAGAAGUUAAUUGGUGAAUCGAACUAAUUAGUUAAUAAUAUGUUUGACGUUCGACUCUAGUUACGAAUAGAUCACGUUCCAAAUAUAAUUGGGGGAAAAAAAGAGGGAAAAAAUCGACGUCGACGCCGGUCGGACUUUAAAAUACCGAUAUUAUCAGAGCACAUUAAAUAGGAAUGCCUGGGCUUGAACAUGCGAUAUGAAAGCAGCGUGACGCGAAGUAAUUACGAAUCCUUGUAUUAUAUUAACCAUAUUGUCGCGAUAAGCCUUCGUUACGUUUAAUAUUCAAGAGAAGGAGAAGGUUAGAGAAGGAUAAGGGAGAAUCCUUCAAAUAGCCGCGAACGUAGCGCUUUAUUCGCAAAGGAAUGAAUAGUAAUGUUCUCGAUCACGCGAUCGCAUCAAUCGUUGUCGCACGAAAAACGUAUACGACAAUAUACGAUUAAAUAAAUUGCUUUAUAUCGCCUCGUUUAUACGCCGAAUGUCGGCGCACAGUGAAGAGUAAUUUACGCUUUAGCGCACGGAAGAAGUCGUAAUUUCCCAAUUUCGGAAUUUAAUGGAACAAAAUCACGCGUGCGCCUCGUACACGUUACGCGCGAAGAAACACCGACAAUUACGCACGUUAAACCGGGCAGCUACGUCCGGACAAAAUAAAUAUUUACGCGAAUGCAACAUUGUGCGAUGGACGCGUAUGUACGCGAAUCGUGUUCUCUUAAUAGAGCGAAGCGAUAAUCGCGCGACGUUCAGGUCGCAGAAUCAUCCACCGCGCGAUAAGAUUAUUACGAGUUACGACGUUCUCUUAUCGCUUCACCUCCUCCUGCUCCUCCGAACCGUCGCUCGGUUUCUGCAAUAUUGGCCGUGGACACGAGCGGAUAACGACAGCGACACGAGACGCGGUGCGAUCGACGAAGAGUCACCCUCUUACUCGAAGGUAACGGUCUCGCCUUCAGGCACACAGCUGUCGGUGGACGCGCGAGCUGGCCCAUCGCGGGUGUCGUCCGAGGAGAGUUCCGACAGCGGAGAGAUCCAGGAGAUACGCAAGGACAGCGCGCUCUACCUCGAGGAGGCGGAGGGCUCGAAGAAGACCGCGCGGUCGCGUCCACCGGGUAUCUUCCGGAAGGCCCGACGAGAGAGCAGCGGCUACGCGACCAGCGUGGGUAGCUUGGACGAGGAGAGGAAGGGCAGCGUCUCGUCGGAGAGUCAGCAACAGCAGGACUCGUCCCAGUCCCAGUCCCCGUCCCAGUCCCAGUCGUUGAAGGAGAAGCGCAGAAUCACGAGGAUACCCAGGGCUGAAGAGAGCCUUGGCGAGAAGACGUCGAUCGGCACAUCGGAGAGGAUGCCGACGACAGAGAUACACAGGAAGGUGUCGAGCGCCGGCCUCGAUAUGCCCGACAUCGAGGAGGUGAAGGAGGUCCUGAGGGAAGAGACCUCGCCUCGGCAGGGGAGCCGUCAGAAUCUUAGUAGGGACGCGGAGACGGCGGGAGCCGACCACUUAUCAGCGCAGCCCCGGCUCCCGAGGGAGGCGGCUAAUCAGACGCUCGCUGUGAAAAGCGACGUCGCCUCCGGCGUCGUUUCUUCUGCGGCGUCCCACGACGGCCUCCCGAAGGAGUCACUCGACACCGGCAGUCUGAAGGAAGCGCUCCACCGUAUCUCCUGCGAAACGAACCGCAGGCUGGACAGGUCGGCCGUCGGUCUGGGCUGCGGGAAGACCCGGGAGACGUCACCGGUGGGAUCCCGCGAGGAUCCGCCGUGUUCCGCAGAGCGUGUCACGGCCGAGAUCGCAGGCAGGAAGGAUGAGAAGGUGGCGUGUUCCAACGACACUUCGUCGGGGAGCGUCGAAGCGUCCAAGGCCGAGAGGACGCCCGUAGUCGUCGCGUCGUCGUCAUCCGCCAAGACGUCGGUCAAGGUGUACCAGCUACUGGCGACCCAGUCGGAGGAUCGCAGCGAUGGCGAGCUGCAUCUACCGGAUCGCAGGAUAUCCUUGCAGAUCGCCGGCUCGCGAGACACCGAGGUGUCACCGACGAACAACAACACCACGGCCACGGGGGUCUUCGUGAGGAGCGGGAAGUGCGAAAGCACGCCGACCACCGUGACAGACGACAAUUCCGCCACAAAGACGUCGUUACCUGGCGAGACCGGGCCGCAACGGUACCUCGGAGACGCCGGCAGCGUCACCGUCAGGCCCAUCUACCCGUACUGCCCGUAUUCGCCCUAUGGCAGCCCUCAGGGCUCGCCCAGGAACCGCAGGAGACCCCUCCGCGAGAGCAGAAGGGUGUCCAUCGAUAACCGGCAAGGCGAUAUCAAGCUGAAUCAGUACAAGCUGUUGGAUGACAUCGGACAGGGCACCUACGGCCUCGUGAAGCUGGUCUACAACGAGGAGGACGGCGCCCAUUACGCCAUGAAGAUCUUGAGUAAGAAGAGGCUGAUGAAGAAGGCCGGCAUUUUCGGCAGGAUAGUGCCCGGCAAGAAGACCGAUCCCCUGGCGAGGGUCUACAAGGAGAUCGCCCUGCUGAAGAAGGUCGAUCACCCGAACGUCGUGAAGCUGGUCGAGGUGCUCGACGACCAGGAGGAGGACCACCUCUAUUUGGUCUUCGAGCUGCAACGCGGCGAGAUCCUGCAGAUACCCACCGACGAGCCUUUGGACGAGAAAACGGCCAGGCGAAACUUCCGCGACGUCGUCAUGGGCGUGGAAUACCUGCAUUACCAGAGGAUAGUGCAUCGCGACAUAAAGCCGAGCAAUCUGCUGGUGGACAACGACGGCCGCAUUAAAAUCGCUGAUCUGGGCGUCAGCGCGGAAUUAAGGGCGCCCGGUGAAUUAUUGUCGGGGGGCGCCGGCACCCCGGCAUUCGCGCCGCCCGAAACGACUAUUCCCAGCGCUCAAUACUCGGGACCGCCGUGCGACGUGUGGUCGAUGGGGGUGACGCUGUACUCGCUGGUGACCGGAAGUCUGCCCUGGAACGGCUCCGGCAGCAUCGGCAGUGUCUACGCGGCGGCCCGCUCGCAGAACCUGAAAUUCCCGGAGAAGCCGGCCGUGUCGGACGAUCUCCGUGACCUGAUCACACGAAUGCUGGUGAAGGAGCCGGCUGACCGGAUCACCUUGCCGCAGAUUAAGGAGCACGCGUGGCUGACCAAUCGAGGAGCCGAAUCACUGCCGAGCGAGGCUGACAAUUGCCGCGUUCCAGUCACCGUCACCGACGAGGAGGUCGAGCGGGUCGUCACGAGGGUGCCGAAACUCGACACUCUGAUCCUCAUCAAAACUAUGCUGAAGCAACACAGUUUUCAGACACGCAGGUACCACCUACACGCCAUCGAUCUUACGCGAAGAAUGAACAGUGACAUUUCACGCGUUUCUCGCUCACUCUCUACGACAAUGUCAGAGUAAUUAACCCGAGCGCGGUUAGCCGGCAAAUACCGCAAAGUGGAUGCGAAGCAAGCGGACGUGUAUCAUCACGCUAGACACACCGAUAUAUAUAUGCACGUGCAUUUUAAAUGCGAUUCCAUUUAUCUAGAUGUCAGAACGACGCUCAAUAAUGUUGAACGGUACCAGCGGGAGUGUUUUGUUAAACGACGUUACUCCGGAGUGCACCGAAGUCCCCGCGCAGUCGAGUCCCGUCGACCUUUCCCAAGUUAUACGACCUCGAUCUCGCGAAACGACAGGGCAAUUUUUUGCAAACAAACAGACCGUCCUGUCACGGCGAAUAAUAACGCGUGGAUGCGACAUUGCCAACUACGGAAACUCUCCCGAACGUUUGCGCUCGCGUCCCCCAGGACGAUCCCCGACAUCAUCCCUUCGAUGAGCCGUGCGCGUUCGCGAUUUCGCGCGCGAGGGACCGACCGCUCGAUACGGAUUUGCAUCCUCAUCCCCGCGACAUGACCGCGAUCGACUCGGCAAACUUCCUUCGGAGGAGAGGGAAAGAGGGGAGGAUAAUAUAGGGCUCCUGCGCGGAGGAGCAACGGAGUGUGCACGGUGAAUGAGAGCGCGAUAAAAGCAGGAGAAUC
This is a messenger RNA of Dinoponera quadriceps, 4911 nucleotides long. Its product is annotated as calcium/calmodulin-dependent protein kinase kinase 1. Gene Ontology annotation, molecular function: calcium/calmodulin-dependent protein kinase activity; ATP binding; calmodulin binding. NCBI's taxonomy places the organism in Eukaryota, Metazoa, Arthropoda, Insecta, Hymenoptera, Formicidae. The record is from RefSeq and is a predicted model, not a curated record. Gene Ontology annotation, biological process: intracellular signal transduction; positive regulation of protein kinase activity; protein phosphorylation. The coding region runs from base 1469 to 4294 and encodes 941 amino acids. Gene Ontology annotation, cellular component: cytoplasm. The transcript has 7 exons.